Messenger RNA from Fomitiporia mediterranea MF3/22, 555 nucleotides. RefSeq lists its product as uncharacterized. NCBI's taxonomy places the organism in Eukaryota, Fungi, Basidiomycota, Agaricomycetes, Hymenochaetales, Hymenochaetaceae. The transcript is spliced from 5 exons. The coding region runs from base 1 to 555 and encodes 184 amino acids. The record is from RefSeq and is a predicted model, not a curated record.
AUGCUUGGUACCCUUGGAAUAAUCUCUGCUUUAUCUAUCUGGGAGCUCACAAAAUUUGCUAUGAGUACUCCGAUGAUUUCAACCUCGCUCCCUGGUCUUGACUUCAAGUUUUGUCAAGUGGCGGCUAUUCCAGAUGGAAAGUCUUGGAUUUACUGGGGACAGCUGCUGCUUUUUGAGACACUCCUGUUUUCUAUGAUUGAUGGAAAUAUUGAUCAGGGACUCAAUGUUGUUCUAUCUUGCGAUCUUCGUGGUCUAUUUAGCUUGUUUGAUCAUGGCGCCAAUCCGGAGUUCCCGACUGGUUUUGCCACCGCAGUCUCUGGAAUAAUGACCCAACGGCUCGUACUCAACCUCCGCUCCAACUACUCGCGGACUUGCGAAUUUGGAACACAGCAUAGUUUUCGAAUGUCAACUUGGCGUGCAGCAGACGACUCGUUACAUGACUUAGAUCAUACCCAGGACAUUCAAUUUUCUCCGCCGGAAUGUGAUAGCGAAGCCUCGUCUGAGGGGUUGUUCGUCGACGAUAGCAAGAAUGGGCCGGUUUCUAGAGUACCUUAG